Molecule: messenger RNA, 507 nt
Organism: Impatiens glandulifera
Lineage: Eukaryota; Viridiplantae; Streptophyta; Magnoliopsida; Ericales; Balsaminaceae
Product: stress-response A/B barrel domain-containing protein At5g22580-like
Exons: 2
Coding region: 42-383 (113 amino acids)
Source: RefSeq, a predicted model, not a curated record
AACGUGACAGCCUUUGCCUGAUCAUAUCAUCUAUCAUAUUCAUGGCUGAGUUCAAGCACUUGGUGGUGGCUAAGUUCAAGGAAGGAGUUGUUCUUGAUGAGAUUUUGAGUGGAAUGGAGAAGCUUGUUUCUGAUAUUGAAUCUGUCAUAUCAUUUCAAUGGGGAGAAGACAUUGAAAGCUUGGAUAUGCUAAGGCAAGGAUACACACAUGCUUUCAUGAUGACAUUCAAGAGCAAGGAUGAGUUCAAUGCAUUCCUUGGCCACCCCAAGCACCUCGAAUUCUCGGAAACUUUCUCCCAAGUUAUCGAAAAGAUUGUCGUCCUCGAUUUCCCUGUUGUUCUAUCCAAGUCGCCUUCGCCUCCGCCCCCACCGCCGCCUGCAUAAUUUUAUUAUUCCAAUCUAUAAUAAUAAUAAGUGUUAUGCCUCCCUUGAUCACUUCAUGUAUGCAUUUCUAUGAAUUAUUAUUAUCAUUGUAUGAGCAGCCUUAAUUAAUUUCCCAGUUUCUGCU